This is a messenger RNA of Penicillium chermesinum, 2199 nucleotides long. Its product is annotated as DNA damage response protein RcaA. Gene Ontology annotation, cellular component: Mre11 complex. The record is from RefSeq and is a predicted model, not a curated record. Bases 1 to 2199 code for a protein of 732 amino acids. Lineage: Eukaryota; Fungi; Ascomycota; Eurotiomycetes; Eurotiales; Aspergillaceae. Gene Ontology annotation, molecular function: protein binding; damaged DNA binding. The transcript is spliced from 5 exons. Gene Ontology annotation, biological process: mitotic G2 DNA damage checkpoint signaling; double-strand break repair via homologous recombination.
AUGUGGGUUCUGGAUUCACCAGGCGACUUCCUAGACGGGAGGCGUGUGUGGUUGCGGCCCGGCAGGAAGUAUCUCUUCGGUCGCCCUCCAGCGAUUGGCGUUCACCGAUCAAUAUCCGAGAAAGCGAAGUCCGUCAAUUCCGUAUCGCGACAGCAUAUCACGAUCGAAGUGUCACCAGUGACCCCGCGCGAUGGAACCCGAACGCACACCCGCACGAACUUGACGGUGACAGACUUGAAAUCAAAGCUGGGAACAACAAUAGAUGGCGAGCUGGUGAAAGGCGAGGCGCGAGUGCUCAGCGGGACUGAGCACACCCUCAAACUGGGUAAAUCUGCGUAUCCACUACGUAUCAAAUGGGAGCCUGUUGUUCUGAGCUUUUCGUUCUCUUCAAAGGAAAUGAGAGCAGAGGACCCUCUCGCAAAAGUCCGCUCCAAGCUGGAGGAUCUCGAUAUCAAGACGAUCAUUCCAUACUUAGUCGACCAAACCACCCAUGUCGUACAAAAUAAACGGAAUACAGCGAAGGGACUUCAGGCAUUGAUCAACGGAAAACUAAUCGUCAGUAAUGCAUUUAUUGAUGCUCUGGUUUACGCAACGACCCCUACGGAUUUCGAGAAUGCCGAGGCGAUGUCACCACUUGAGAUUGAUUUCGAUACAGCAUGGCCCAAAGCGAUCGAAUACUUGCCCCCAGCCGGGAACGAGCCGGUGACUCGUCCGGCCGAAGCAUUUGCGCCGAAUCCAUCACGGAUCACCGUCUUUGAGGGAUAUACAUUCGUAUUCGGUGAUAAAUCCCAAUUCGAUAAUCUCCAAGCAGCUAUCAAUAAUGGCCACGGGAAAGCGGUUUACUUCGAAAUUAAGGACGGCGCGACUACUGCCGCGGAAAUCGUGGAGUUCAUGAACGAAGUAUCAGGUUCAAAAGGGAUCGGAAGUGAGCGAGAGGGCCCUGGCGGAGUCGUGCUCGUACGGUUCCGAUCGAAAGGUCAACACGAGUCCUGGUCGAUCGAACUAGGGAACGAGGUUGCUUUGAUGACAGAUCAGCGAGUGAUAGAGCAAAGAGAAUUCCUGGAUGCUAUCCUGGGGAACGAUGCCUCUCCUCUCUGCCGCCCACUUCCCCGGGAGGCAUCACCGGAGGAAAACACGCAGCCUCCAAACGGCCCCCAACGCUACCCAGAGCCGGAACCCGAGCCGGAACCUGAGCCAGUACCUGAGCCCCUAAAUGAACGGCCUCAACGGCCUCAUCGCACUAGCAACUCCCCAGCGUCUCAAGCACCAGCGUCAGAGCCUAUGUCACAGUCACAGCCUCCACCAUCCCAACCGAAAGCCCCUCGCAAAUUCGUCUCAAAGAUGCAAAAUUUCGAUGAUGGAUUUGAUAUGGAGUCCGUACCCCUACAUGUUUCUGACGACGAUGACCCAGCACCAGUAGAAUCUCCGGAUGAGCCUACGCAGCGAACUUCCCAUGCCCGGUCUCAAAAAGUGGAGGCAAAGAUUGAAACGGAGGAAGAUAUGGUCAUGGAUCUCCUGCCAGGCGCGCGUGCCAUGAAACGUCAUCGGGAAGAAACGAGAACUAAACGCACUGCUCCUGCUCAUGCGGAGCCCGAGCCAGCCCCCAAGCGAAAGCGUCCUAAAUUAGACGUAUUGGAAGCAGCUCGCAAGCACCGAGAAGAAGAAGAGCAGCAGCGGGACGCCGAAGAACCCGAUAACAGAUCUCAAGAUGUCAAUAUUGAAGGCCUGAGGAAUCUUGCCAUUAUCGAAGAGAUGGAUCUACCGCUCCGUGAGAUGCCAGUGCGCGAAGAAGCAACAUCUGAUCGAUGGGAUGAACGAUGGAAUGGUCGCAAGAAUUUCAAGCGUUUCCGUCGCAAGGGAGAGCCUCGCACUCGUCACCGAGUCCAAAGCGUGAUCGUUCCUCUCGAAGAGGUUACCCGGAAGGGAUAUGGAAUUGGCGAACAUUACUGGUCUAGCAAUCGCAAGUCACCGGAGCAGGAACAACCGCCUGCACGAACACAGCCGCCAGAAGCCGAUGAAGAUCCAGCUCCAUCCCGAGCACUAUCACGUUCGGUGGCUUCGGCUGCUCCAUCUGCGAGCCCAGAGCCAACCCCGGCGCCCUCAAUUCCAUCACGAACACAAAGCCAGAAGCGCCCUCGCAGUAGACGAGAUUCUGAUAGCGAUGAAGAGCUGCGAUUCAGAUUCAGACGAAAGCGUUGA